ACAUUAUUGAUCUUUGAUUAUACAAUCUCUACAUAAUUAAUCCUUUCAGAACUUGUAUUUGAACCAAAAGACCCCUAAAUUUAUCCAUGAUCUAUUUCAACACAUCAAGCAUUUCUCAGUAAAACCCCUAUUAGUCAUGCUGAAAAAAAUAUAGAAGUGCAUUGCCAUCAUAUUGUGAUUCAACUUACUUUAAAUUAAAUUUGAUUAUUUGACGGCCCAGCAUUUACAUCAACAAGUCAGUCUUUCUUUGUUAACAGCAGGGACAAAAUAUUUGACCACGUGAUUAAUAACCUUUAUAAUGUUGACUAUUGCAUGAACCUCUAUUUUAUACUAACUAGAUUUUAUAUUAUCAGGCUGAAAAUUGAAAAUGCAGGGGCUAUUUAUUUUUGAGAGAAUCUUUUGUUUUUCUCUUUUUGACCCAGAUUUAUGGAGAGAAUUAAAUAAUGGAAAAAUAAGGUCUAAAUAGGCAUGAGGGAGGCCAAAGGAUACCAACCAACCAGGAAUAGAGCUUUCUUGGAAAGCGCACCAUUAACAGAUUCAGUUAUAAUCUGAAAUAAGCGCUCUUUCACGUUUCAAUUCAAUCAUGUAGAAGAAGAAGAAAAAAAAGCAGAAACGCAGCAGACCCAUUUCAGAAAAAAAAAUUAUAGAAUGGCCGGCGACUCAACGCCGGCAACCGGAAAAACUCUCUCUUCAGGAUCAAUGGAGAGACGAAAAUGGGGAGUUUCAGCCUCUGAUGUUGUGUCACAUUUUGGUACCAGUGGAAUGUCUGUUGCUGCUGCUACUGGCAUCACUCAUCCUUUAGAUGUUAUAAAAGUUAGACUGCAGAUGCAACUUGUUGGUCAGAGAGGUCCUUUGGUCGGAAUGGGAAGGCUUUCUCUUCAAGUAGUUGAAAGUGAAGGGCUGAGGUCCUUGUAUCUGGGAUUGGCACCUGCACUGACAAGGUCAGUUCUUUAUGGUGGCCUCCGUUUAGGCUUAUAUGAACCAUCUAAAUAUCUCUGUGAAUUGGCUUUUGGGUCCACCAAUAUCUUGGUGAAGAUUGCAUCUGGAGCAUUCUCAGGGGCCAUAGCCACUGCACUGACCAAUCCUGUCGAAGUCUUGAAGGUACGGCUGCAAAUGAACACAAGAUCGAGCUUAGGACCAAUCCAUGAAAUGAGGAGAAUCGCUUCAGAAGAGGGAGUAAGAGCUCUCUGGAAGGGGGUUGGGCCUGCUAUGGCCAGAGCUGCCACUUUGACUGCAUCUCAGUUGGCGACUUAUGAUGAAUCUAAGCAGGCACUUAUAAAGUACACUCACCUGAAGGAAGGAUUUCAUCUUCAUCUCAUCUCAAGUACAAUUGCAGGGACCGUAAGCACGCUUAUGACAGCACCAAUGGACAUGGUUAAAACCCGUCUUAUGUUGCAGAGAGAAUCAAGUUGUGCCGGAAUGUAUAGAAAUGGAUUGCACUGUGCAUAUCAGGUACUUCGCACUGAAGGUCCUUCUGGUCUUUACAAAGGAGGCCUUACAAUAUUUGCAAGAUUGGCUCCACAAACCAUGAUUACUUUUGUACUCUGUGAGAAGCUUCGGGGGCUGGCUGGACUAAAGGCUAUUUGAUCUUAGGCCAAUUCAUUUACACUGAACACCUCUUCUCCUCCAAAAUCAGAUACAAGAAAGGAAAACAUUGAUAUUGAAUAUGUAGAACCUUUAUUUAUUUUGGUUCCAAUAUUCUGUAGGUUCCAAACACUUGUGGUUGAUGUACCAUCCAUUCUUUUGAGGUGGAAGGAAUAAUAGUAUAAUACGUUUUCCCUUCCACUUCUCGAAUUUUACCUCAUUUUCAUAGGGUCAUGUUGUAUCAAAAUAUCAACUUAUAAAUGUCACAAUACAAUUGUCAUCAGGCUUGUCUACAAUUCCAGACUUUA
This is a messenger RNA of Nicotiana tabacum (common tobacco), 1892 nucleotides long. RefSeq lists its product as uncharacterized. The record is from RefSeq and is a predicted model, not a curated record. NCBI's taxonomy places the organism in Eukaryota, Viridiplantae, Streptophyta, Magnoliopsida, Solanales, Solanaceae.